Molecule: messenger RNA, 2200 nt
Organism: Centrocercus urophasianus (Greater sage-grouse)
Lineage: Eukaryota; Metazoa; Chordata; Aves; Galliformes; Phasianidae
Gene: GLOD5
Product: glyoxalase domain containing 5
Exons: 4
Coding region: 129-581 (150 amino acids)
Source: RefSeq, a predicted model, not a curated record
UUUUUUAAUUGUCUUCCCCUUUCUCCUGUGACGUGUCUCCUCGCACUGCUCAGCUCCAGGCAGCAGGAAAAAGACAGUCAUAAAUCCAGCACCGGCUCACCCAGCUCUGCUUCUCCUUCAGUUCUGAGAUGAUGUCCUGGAAGGAGAAGAGUAUGAAUCCACCCCCGUGUUUCAUCCAGCGCCUGGACCACCUUGUGUUGACUGUUAAGAGUAUUGAGGACACUGCUGCCUUUUAUUCCAAAGUCCUGGGCAUGGAGGUGGUGACUUUCAAGGGAAAUCGCAAAGCUUUACGUUUUGGAAACCAGAAGUUUAACCUGCAUGAAGUUGGGAAGGAGUUUGAACCCAAAGCUCGAUGCCCAGUCCCUGGCUCUGCAGAUAUCUGCCUUAUCACAGAGGCAUCCCUGGACAAUCUCCUGGGUCAUCUGAAGGCUUGUGGAGUGAUAAUUGAAGAAGGACCUGUGGCCAGGACUGGUGCUGUGGGUCCAAUAACAUCUGUAUACUUCCGAGACCCUGAUGAGAAUCUGAUUGAAGUUUCUAGGUACAUCACAGAUAAGAGUGAAGCCAGUGGAGGGGAGCCCUAACCACGACCCAUUCUCUGCCUGUGUUGCAGUAGGAAGUCUGAUGCAAAUGUCAGCAUUAACUUUGUAAACUGAGAACGAGGCUCAAAUCCCAGCUAGAGACAUAGAACUGCAUCAGAGCUUUCCCAAAGCAAGAUUAGCUCUGGCUUGACGAGAUCUUACCUCUGGAUAUGAAUCAUAGAAUCACAGAAUCAUAGAAUACUUGGAGUUGGAAGGGACCUCUGAAGGCCAUCUAGUCCAACUCCGCAGCAAUGAACAGGUACACCACAGCUAGAUUACAUUGCCCAGGGCCUUACCCAGCCUCACUCUGAAAGUUUCUAGGCAUGGGGCAUCAACUGUAUCACUAGGCAACCUGUUCUAAUGCCUCACCACCCUCACUGAAAAAUCUUUUUUUCUUAUAUUUAACCUAAAUAUACCCUCCUACUUUUAUAAAUCAACAUCGGUUGAGAUUUCACGUCUUUGUUAGAAGGUGUGUCCUGCUGAAACAUACUGCCUAUCUAGGAACUGGGGACUGGGCUCCAGUGUCUGACAUACAAAUUGUUCACAAGACUGAAGAUGUGUGUCAUACUCAACUCUGCAUUAAUACUUAAAAAGUGACAGAGUUUGUUAAUCUGGGAUGGGAGAAAUCAGCAGUGAGGUGGCUGCAUGGAGAGGAGGAUGUGUAACGCUAGAUAUCUCAUUGCUGACUUCUCCCAUCCCACAUGAACAGAAUCCUAUCACUUUUCAAGUGCCUGCAAAAAUCUAGCUGAGGGAGAAAGAGGGUGCUGAGGGGACAGUGGUAUCAGGCAAAGAAAUUCUAAAUUGGCUCCACUUUCAGCCUAGCCUGGUUGUCUAAGACCGUCACUAUGUAAGUUUCCUUCUUUCUUUAAUUCCUUCAAUUAUUGAAAAGCAUAAAAGAACAAAGAGGGGUUACUUGGGGUUUUUCAAGGAGAGCAGUUCCUCAGAUGGCCACACUGCGGUAGUAACGUUAUCUUCAAGGAAACAGUGCUGGAAGACAGAGUGAGCCUUUUCUGAUCUCUACAGGCAAAAUCACCUCUAAAAUAGAAAUAAUCCGCGAAUUGAGCUUUAAAAAGAAAAAACAAAAAACUUUCUGAUGGUAUAUCCUGUGAAGUCCAUGGUGGAAAAAAACCCAAAUCUUAAUAAAUGCAGUGCUUCCCAUUACCCAAAACUUGUGUCAGUGGCAGUGGCAGGAGAGAAGGCAGCCUGCAGUUCGGAUCAAACCACCUGUGGGAAUGAAUGAUAGGCUUUCCCAUGGGAUAUGGAAACUCACCCUUUGCUUUGCUCGUGGAGAGCAAAAGGGGACCCUGGGGAUGGGGACAGCUGGGAACCGGGCCCUCGGUCUGGGAGCCCCGGGGCCGCGGCCGCUCUCCAGGGUGCUGAUGACUGCCAGGAAGACUCACCAUAGUAUCUACAGACCAAUUCCUCUCAGAUGGAAGACUGAUGACAAUCAAUGAUCUCUGCUUCAACUUCAGCUCAUCCCCUCCUAGCCUCUGCUAGCCUCUGUUGCUUUCCCCUUUUAUUUGAAAGCCAUUCUAUUGUAUAUGUUUGAAUUAAAACUGAAAGACUACAUAAUGCGGCAUUAGAUUUUUGUGCAAUAAUAAUAAUAAAAAGAAUUCACUUCA